CGCGCUCCACACUACGCGGUCUUCUCCCGCACGAAUCGCACGAACGUCGCUCUCGUAAAAGUUUUGGCGCGAAAAUUUCCGUCUGCGUGAUUUAAACAACUUUCGUCAUGCGGCAGUUAUCAAAACUGCCGUUUUCUCAAAAUUCGUACUCAUCAUGAGCUUACCUUUUCAUUUUUUUUUCAAAUUUAUCUUCUUCAAAACUGAAUGUCAGUAAUGGAUUGUUGCAACUACCUGCAAUAUAAACAAUCAUUCUACCGGCCGCAAUUUUACGAAAACGGAUUUUACAAUCGAGAUUACUACGGACAUCCAUAUCAAAGUUACUAUGCCCAUGCAAACUAUUACUCUCAGCAGUGGCCUAAUUCAGCUUCACUUUCAGAUUACGUUUACAAUCCCAAAGAAGCGCGAAUUAGGAAGGCAAUGCGUGAAUCCUCCAGAGAUCAAACACUUGGGGCAGCGCCCACUACUUCUCCACGAGGAGGACGUCGAACGCAGACUUGGCUGAACGGUCCAGAAGAACACCUGAUGAUGACUCCACCACCGCCAGACUUGAGUAGUCAAAUGUGCGGCAACCCCAUCUUUCCAGGACACCCUUCGAGUGUGGGCCAAUUUAUGCCACCUAUGAACGCGUAUACGAAGCUGGUGCACGUUUUACCUUCCAGUGGGUGGUUACAAGAUUCUCCCACAUACAUGCAGCAUAAUCCUAUGGCCGAAUUACAACACCACCAAGCGCAUAUGUGGCAUCAGUAUCAAGAGUCUUUGAGGCCGUGUGCAGAUCCGUCUUACAUGCUGCACUCGCACCCUCCUCCCUACCAAGAAACGAACGGUAACGAUUUACAAUCGCAUAAAAAAUGCAAAUCACAAACAGACGAAUUGCUCGCGACAAAAGUUGAGAAUAGGGCGAAACUGGAAAAAAUAGAGCGCAAAGUCGAUAGCACUUUUUUACCCGCCGAAGAGACGGUCAUUGUACAAAACCCAUUCGAUGGAGACGACGAGGUGAAAUUGAAAAAACAAUCUUCAUCCAUGUCACACCCGAACGGUUCCGUAAAGGCGCUGCCCGAUUUCAAUGAAGCUUUUGGUUCAACAGAACGAGGCCGAUUUCAAAGUCCGCCCGAUCCACGGCUGGCACCGAACAAAAGCUAUCUAGAUUCCUUUCUGCUUAACGACGGAAUCAAAUUCUACGACUAUCACGCUUAAAUCGUUUUCAGUUGGCGUCGUUAUUGUAAUCAAAAAAAAUUUAGACAGCAUGGUUUUCUUCUUAGUUUACCUUUGGUUUGGAUUUUGAAAAAGAAUUGUGCCUUCCAAAAAGUUCUUCCUUCCUUUCCCUUCUCUUCCGUUUAGUUUUUGAACAAUUUAUACAUAUGAUUUGGGACCAAGGUUUCGAUUUAGUUGUUUCUAUUUUUUUUUAAACAAUUGUAAAUAUGCAAGAAUCAAAUUUAGAUUAGGAUAGGAUUAAAACCAAACAUUGGCAAGAUAAUGGCGCUCCGCCCGCGUUUGGAUCCCACCCCGCAUGUGCUCCCAACCCUUCUCGCUACCAAUCCGCCGAGUAUGAUGUAGGUAUCAGUUUAGAAUUUACCGUUACCGCUGCCAAUUUUCUUGUUGCCAAUUCGCUUCUAUAAUUCUGUGCAAACCUCGACGGAACCCGUGGCAGUUUAUUGUAAAAUAAAAUUACGUAAUAAUAUAAGGUUGUGCCUUAGUAGAUAUGUCAAAGAGAAAAAUAUUACCAAAUUAAGAAAAAUUGUAAGAUAGAGCUUCCCGAAAAUUAUAAUAAUUUCUAUUUGGGAAAUUGUAUAGAUACAAAUUUAUCAAACUAUGCUUCCCAAAUUAAUAGCGAAAUAUUCUAAAUCUUCCUUUAGUCUUCAAACGUCAUCAAAAGUAAAUAAUAGUAAUUUUUGGAUUGGUUUCCGAAUUUUUAUAGCCAAGAGGAUGAACGAAACGUAGCGACAAAGUUAAAGUAUAUAUAUUUAACAAUGGUAGUAACUGUGGUCCAUAAUUUAUAUCUUAAUUAUAAUAUUAUUAUUGUGAUGGUGAUUUAAGUAGUUAUAGGCAAUUAACGACACCAGAUAAUACUGUACAAAUAUAUUAACAAAAACGGUUACAGAUUUCCAAUAUAAAUUAUAUUGUAUGUU
Photinus pyralis (common eastern firefly) is the source of this 2126-nucleotide messenger RNA. RefSeq names its product transcription factor Sox-14-like. The transcript is spliced from 6 exons. The record is from RefSeq and is a predicted model, not a curated record. Gene Ontology annotation, molecular function: DNA-binding transcription factor activity, RNA polymerase II-specific; RNA polymerase II cis-regulatory region sequence-specific DNA binding. Gene Ontology annotation, biological process: cell differentiation; regulation of DNA-templated transcription; anatomical structure morphogenesis. The coding region runs from base 205 to 1194 and encodes 329 amino acids. Lineage: Eukaryota; Metazoa; Arthropoda; Insecta; Coleoptera; Lampyridae.